AUGUCUGUCUGGAACCCAGACAACAUCCGGGAUGUUGCUGAGUCCGCUGGUCUCACAAACCUCAGCCACGAUGUGACGGAGAACCUCGCUCGCGACGUGGAAUUCCGAGUCGCGCAAGUCCUAGAAGAGGCACUCAAGGCCAUGCGCCAAGGAAAGCGAACGGUUUUGACAACUCAGGAUAUCUCCCUUGCUCUGCGAAACCUCGAUGUCGAACCUCUUUAUGGAUAUGAAUCUCUUCGUCCUCUGCGCUUUGGAGAAGCUUCGCUUGGACCCGGUCAACCGUUAUUCUAUCUUGAAGACGAGGAGGUCGACUUUGAGAAACUGAUCAAUGCCCCUUUGCCUAAAGUUCCCCGCGAGGUUGCUUUCACAGCCCAUUGGCUCGCGGUAGAAGGCGUGCAGCCAUCCAUUCCCCAAAACCCGACCGCCGCAGACUCUCGGAACCUUGAGCUGGUCUCGAAGGGUCCCAAUGCCAACUCCACACUAGCAGCGAUGAGUGGGACAGGUGACGUGGCUGUGAAACCUUUGGUGAAGCAUGUACUCUCUAAAGAGUUGCAGCUGUACUUUGAGAAGGUUUGCAGCGCGUUCCUGGAUGAGAACAGUGAGGACUACCGGACGUCUGGAUAUGCUAGUCUACGGGAGGACCCUGGCCUGCACCAACUGGUCCCAUACUUUGUGCAGUUCAUCGCCGAAAAGGUCACGCACAGUCUGAAGGAUAUCUUCGUCCUGACGCAAGUGAUGCACAUGGCUGAGGCUCUGGUGCAAAACACAUCCCUCUACGUUGACCCAUAUGUCGCAUCCGUGGUGCCCUCCAUUUUGACCUGUCUGAUAGGUCGACAGCUCGGUGGAGCUGCUGACGUGGCCGAGCAGUGUGCUCUUCGGGAUUUGGCUGCUUCACUUUUGGGCCAUAUUGCCAAGAAGUACUCCCACUCCUCUCACAUGCUCAAGCCACGUCUUGUCCGUUCGUGCCUGAAGAGCUUCUUGGACCCCUCCAAGCCUUUCGGUGCCCAUUAUGGCGCUGUCAUUGGCAUGCAAGCUGUGGGUGGGGCCGAGGUGAUUCGUGUACUUAUGCUUCCCAACCUCACUGAAUAUUCCAAGCUGCUCAGUGAUGGACUUGAAGAUUCAGCUCGCCGGCCCGCCGCUGAGCGUGUGCUCAAUGCCAUUCUUGCAGUCCUGGCUUCUCUUCGGGAUAGCCAUGCAUCCCUGGCAAAUGGCCACCCUGAUGUUGUCAAUGAGGAACUUCGCUCUCGAUUGGUCGGUAAGGUCGGUGAUCUAAUUGCUGGCAAAAUUGCCGAGGCCAAUGAGGUGCAGCUGGCCUAUCUGCUUCUCGAAUCAUGA
Penicillium verhagenii is the source of this 1335-nucleotide messenger RNA. RefSeq names its product TATA-binding protein-associated factor TAF6. Gene Ontology annotation, biological process: RNA polymerase II preinitiation complex assembly; transcription initiation at RNA polymerase II promoter. Gene Ontology annotation, molecular function: transcription coactivator activity; protein heterodimerization activity; RNA polymerase II general transcription initiation factor activity. Gene Ontology annotation, cellular component: transcription factor TFIID complex; SAGA complex; SLIK (SAGA-like) complex. The transcript has 3 exons. Bases 1 to 1335 code for a protein of 444 amino acids. The record is from RefSeq and is a predicted model, not a curated record. NCBI's taxonomy places the organism in Eukaryota, Fungi, Ascomycota, Eurotiomycetes, Eurotiales, Aspergillaceae.